GAGGGUAAAAGUCAUUCCUUAGAUUCAUCUCAUUCACCCCCCUACAGCUUUCUGCAUGUGUGAAAGGGAAGGAGGAUGACCAAGUAGGUGUUGCCAAAGAUUCUGCUUCCUCACCCCCAACACUAGUCAAGGUCUGUGGUCUGAGUAAGAAAAAGGUUAAGGAGUUAGGCUCAUUCUUUCAUUUACAUUUGCUCUUUCCCAAACACAUAUAACAUGCACACACAUGCACACACGCCCAAUAAUUCAAGCCUGUUGCCCAUUAUCUUUUCACUCUUUUUACUCUCCACUCCUCCUCCUCCUCUCCCUCCUCCAAUUAUUGCAAUGCAUCUUCUCUUUCCCCUAGGACCAGGUGAUGGAGGCAUUUUUAGAUUCUGGUCCAUUUCUUCAAUGGACCCUGAGGUUAGCUGAGGACAACCAGGCUCACAUUUCCUGGCUGUCAAAGGUGAUAAAACAAAUAGGGCACGCAUGCGGAACUGAUCUCCCUAUGCAAGUACAGGGAUGAAGUGAAGAGAGCCAGGGUGUUCAAGGAGCAUGCAUAUUUUAGGUCCCUGUCCUUGACUUGUGGGUUGAAAGCUUGAAAGUGCAGCUGUCUUUGAAGGAGUCCAGCCUAAGUGGCCUGUUGCAAAGGGAGAGACAGAGUGCCCCCCCCCGUUCUAUUUCCCACCCGCCUGACAGAUGGCCAGUAAGACAGAGAAAAAGAAGCUCUCAAAGUGAAGACAGGAAUGCAUUGUAUAAAAAUUCACACCCCCUGCUGCCGCCCAAACUCCCUUAAAAAAGGAUCAAGAGAAUCCUAAUGGGUACGUGACAUCCUCCCUCUCUCCCAUAAAAGGGACUUCAAAAUCUGGUGACCAUGGGGGAGGGGUGAGGAGGGAGAAGAGAAAUGUGUGGGCAGGGGGCUGCCGGGGAAGACUAGGGUAAGGGGAACAGGACUGUGGGCUCAGCCAUUUGACUUUCUCCUAUGGUCUCUUCCCAGCCACCUCUGGCUGAACCUUUGGCCCAACCUCUCAACCUGAGAGAAGCUUGGAGCCCCAAGUGCCUGGACAGGGACAGUGGGAGAAAAGGAGAGAUGAUAGCACACUUAGCCUUAGAGUUGAAGGAGUUAAGGACCCUCCCUCAUCCAGACACCCACCCCUUCGCUCCUGAAACCAUAAUUCGCCAAGGAAGGAACCAAGAAUUGACAGAGGAUCUGGGAAGUUGGGGGUGGGGUGGGAUGGGGGCGAGGUAACUAUGGCCCAAUCUUGCCCAGAGCUUGUCCUCGGUGGGAGGACAUACACCCGGGUCUAAGAACCUGCAAGAGCCCAGCUCCGGUGCCUGCUUUCAUCGAGUCUCCAGCGUGGCCUUGCAGCGUUCGCGCCGCCCUUUGCCCCCGCGCAAGUUGUCCACGGCACCUGGGGGUGGAGGCGGCCAAAAGACCCCUGGAGCCUGGAGGAGGCGGCGGGCCCGGGGGCGCUGGGGGCCCUCCGUCUGCGCCCAGCCGCCGCUCGCUCUACCGAACCUCCUACCCCGCCCCCACUCACCCGGCUCAGCCCCUAGGAGAGACGCGCAGGAAGCGUGUUGCUUCGCCCAGCCGAUCGGCAGAAGUUGAGAGGAGUUGGUGGCUGCCUCCGGCCGGCCGGACUUUGUGAGCAGCCAGGAGAAGAGACGCCGCCGCUGCCGCGAAGCCUUCGGGGCUGCCUCCCUCCAGCCUAGCCCGCAGCGCGGGUGGAGAGGGGCGGGGAGGGGGUCGGGUGCGCGAGAAGAACUUGAAACUGUGUGAAGGAAUCCGAAGCAGAUGAGAAGGGAGGAAAAUAAAACAAAGUGGAGACUGCAGAAAAGACUCAACCGUAGUUGAUUGUAUCGGCUGACGCUCCAGCAGAGGGGCUGGGUUGGUUUUUUUUUUUUUUUCCUCCCAUUCUCUCUCUCUCUCUCUCUCUCUCUCUCUCUCUCUCUCUUUAAAGCUACACCAGCUCUCUCUUUCUCUACUAUCUCUGUAUCAUCAAACCCUUGCUGGCUCUUAUGGGCAUGAAACACUCCUCCCGCUGCCUGCUCCUAAGGAGGAAAAUGGCGGAGAACGCUGCCGAGAACACCGAGGGCUGCUGUGACAAAGAACCACAAACAGGCUGGCUUAAAACAACAGAGGUGUACUCUCUGGCAGUUCUGGAGGCCACAAGUCUGAGAUCCAGAUGCUAACAGGGUGAGCAGUGCCCCCCCGCAGCCCCCUCAGCCCGUCGCCCCACCCAAGCCUGUGCAAUGUGUCCAUCAUGUCUCCACGCAACCCAGCUGCCCAGGACGGGGCAAGAUGUCCAAGCUGCUGAACCCAGAGGAGAUGACCUCGAGAGAUUAUUACUUCGACUCCUACGCUCACUUUGGGAUCCACGAGGAAAUGCUGAAGGAUGAGGUGCGGACACUCACCUACCGGAACUCCAUGUAUCACAACAAGCAUGUGUUCAAGGACAAAGUGGUGCUGGACGUUGGGAGUGGUACUGGGAUCCUUUCCAUGUUUGCUGCCAAAGCAGGGGCCAAGAAGGUGUUUGGGAUUGAAUGUUCCAGUAUUUCUGACUACUCAGAGAAGAUCAUUAAGGCCAACCACUUGGACAACAUCAUCACCAUAUUUAAGGGUAAAGUGGAAGAGGUGGAGCUGCCUGUGGAGAAGGUAGACAUCAUCAUCAGCGAGUGGAUGGGCUACUGUCUGUUCUAUGAGUCAAUGCUCAACACGGUGAUCUUUGCCAGGGACAAGUGGCUGAAACCUGGAGGGCUUAUGUUUCCAGACCGGGCAGCAUUGUACGUGGUAGCAAUUGAAGACCGACAGUACAAGGACUUCAAAAUCCACUGGUGGGAGAAUGUCUAUGGCUUUGAUAUGACCUGUAUCCGGGAUGUCGCCAUGAAGGAGCCCCUGGUGGACAUCGUGGAUCCAAAGCAAGUGGUGACCAAUGCCUGUUUAAUAAAGGAAGUGGACAUUUACACGGUGAAGACGGAAGAGCUGUCAUUCACAUCUGCCUUCUGCCUGCAGAUACAGCGAAAUGACUACAUCCACGCCCUGGUCACCUAUUUUAAUAUUGAAUUUACCAAGUGCCACAAGAAAAUGGGGUUUUCCACAGUCUUCUCAUUUUUAGCUCUGGUCCCAAGCAAAGAGGAAAUCAGUAUUAAUGAGUCCUACAUCCAGGUGGAGGAAGCCCCCGAUGCCCCCUACACCCACUGGAAGCAGACUGUCUUCUACUUGGAAGAUUACCUCACUGUCCGGAGGGGGGAAGAAAUCUAUGGGACCAUAUCCAUGAAGCCAAAUGCCAAAAAUGUGCGAGACCUCGAUUUCACGGUAGAUUUGGAUUUUAAGGGACAGCUGUGUGAAACAUCUGUAUCUAAUGACUACAAAAUGCGUUAGCAUACGUGGGAGGCUGCAGACAGCGAGCAAGAAGAGAAACUCUUACCUCGAUCUGCGGCUCUGUAACAAGGAACACCGUUUGCAGGACUACACUCUCGAAAACCAGAGUUUUUAAAUUCUGCCUUGAAGAUUGGUGAACUCACCAGGGCUCCCGUGGGCCACUGGACAGAGAGCUUCCAGUUCCUCGGCUCUGCUCUGGGAGCCCUUCACAGAAGCUUUGCUGUCGCCGACAAAGAGCAACCUCCCGUGCUGUGGCUGGGGCCCCCGAGGAUGGAAAAGUGUACACGUAUACCCAUUUGUCCUCCUUAACUGUGAAUCUCUGGAACUUCCAAGUUUUGCAUGCUGCAGGCAUCUAGGACAGAUUGCUUCACUAGAACCUGGAGACAUAGUGUCUUUGAUAGCAUAAGCCAGAUUACCUGUCUGUGCGGUGGUGUGCGUGUGUGCGUGUGUGUGCGUGUGCGUGUACAGCAUAUACAUUAGUUUAUUUACCCACACCUGUAUAUGCAUGCAUAUACAACCACGUGGGUAUAUUUCUGUGUUCAUUCAGGGUGUGUGUGUGUGUGUGUGUGUGUGUGUAUGUGUGUGUGUGUGUGUGUGUGUGUGUGCGCGCGCGUAGACUAUAUAUUACUCUCAGAGGAGAUUCUGUUGCUUUCGAAUAGGAAUUUGUUUUGUGAUUAGUUCUCCCCACUUCCCAUCCCUUACAGAUGUUAAGCAGCUAUGAAACGUUCUCUGUACUAGCUCUGGUCUUCUUUUGACUAGACUGUGGCUCUGAACCCUGAGCACAGUACCACGCACUCUGUUGGCACUCAAUAAAUGCACAUGAGAGCGAA
Neofelis nebulosa (Clouded leopard) is the source of this 4188-nucleotide messenger RNA. RefSeq names its product protein arginine methyltransferase 8 (gene PRMT8). Bases 2279 to 3358 code for a protein of 359 amino acids. Gene Ontology annotation, cellular component: plasma membrane. Gene Ontology annotation, biological process: peptidyl-arginine methylation. Gene Ontology annotation, molecular function: protein-arginine N-methyltransferase activity. The record is from RefSeq and is a predicted model, not a curated record. NCBI's taxonomy places the organism in Eukaryota, Metazoa, Chordata, Mammalia, Carnivora, Felidae. The transcript is spliced from 12 exons.